This is a messenger RNA of Aureobasidium pullulans EXF-150, 1958 nucleotides long. RefSeq names its product aldehyde dehydrogenase. The transcript has 6 exons. The record is from RefSeq and is a predicted model, not a curated record. NCBI's taxonomy places the organism in Eukaryota, Fungi, Ascomycota, Dothideomycetes, Dothideales, Saccotheciaceae. The coding region runs from base 302 to 1798 and encodes 498 amino acids. Gene Ontology annotation, molecular function: succinate-semialdehyde dehydrogenase (NAD+) activity.
AGAUGCUUUUGAGUCUUGACAGCUUCCUUUCUUCAAUCGCAUGGUGGGAUUGGAAGCUCAACCCCGCCUUGAGGAGCUCCCAAACCCGCGGUACAAAGGAAAGCGACCCCUCAUGCGAGAUGUCGUAGAGCUGUUGUCUACGCAUCAUCGUCGCUCCUUUAUUUAUUUCCUGCCUCUCUACUAUCACGCGAAACUGACUCUUAUCUCUGACUAGCGAGCUUGGGGGAAACAAGAACGAAACAAAAAAAAGCAUCGAGAGUUGUUAUAAGAUAGCAAAAGUAUCUGAUAUAGCUCCAUCGUCAUGGCGUCGGAGCUACCUUUCAAGUUGAACAACAAGGAUAUAUUUCGCGACAACUCUCUGAUCAAUGGAGAGUGGCUUGAAGCGCAAUCGAAGAAGCGCUUCGACGUUGUUGAUCCCGGUACUGGUAAAACAUGGGCUACAGCACCAGACAAUGGACCCGAAGAUGUAGAGAAGGCUGUCAAGGCAGCUCAUACAGCCUUUGAGUCCUACCGCAAGGUCAACCCUCGUACCAGAGCUCAAUGGCUUUUGAAGUGGGAUGGACUCAUUCGAGAGCACCGAGAUGAUAUUGCAAAGAUUGUGACCUAUGAGACUGGCAAGCCGAUCGCCGAGAGUCAGGCCGAGCUCGACUAUGCUCUGGGUUUUACCUGGUGGUUCGCCGGAGAGGCCGAAAGAAUUCAAGGCACAGUUUCUACACCUGCAGCACCAGGUCGUCGUGUCUUCACCAUCAAGCAGCCCAUCGGUGUCGCUGUAGCACUCGUACCCUGGAACUUCCCCAUCGCCAUGAUCUUGCGUAAAGCAGGAGCAGCUCUGGCAGCAGGAUGUACCAUGAUCGUCAAACCAUCACCCGAAACACCACUUUCUGUCUUGACUCUGGGUUACUUGGCUCUGCAAGCUGGCUUUCCUCCUGGAGUGUUCAAUGUCUUGACUACAAGCCUUGACAACACGCCUUCCUUGUCCGAAGCCUUGUGCAGACAUGAGCUUGUCAAGAAGGUUACUUUCACAGGCAGUACGCGUGUAGGCAAGCUCAUUGCUAAGAUCUGUGCCGACGGCUUGAAGAAAGUAACCUUGGAGCUCGGAGGAAAUUGUCCCUUCUUAGUCUUCGAAGAUGCCGACCUCGAACAAGCUUCCAAUGCACUCAUGGCACUCAAAUGGCGCCACGCGGGUCAAGCCUGCAUCACCGCCAACCGCGUCUACGUCCAAAAAUCAAUCUACGACAAAUUCGCCACCAUCAUGCUCGACAAGACGAAAUCCCUCACCAUGGGCCACGGCAGCGAUUCAAAAACCACCCUCGGCCCCGUGACCACCGACCGCGGUCUCGACAAGGCAGAAUCCCAAGUCGCAGACGCCCUCUCACAUGGAGGAAAAUUGCUGCUCGGAAGUGGUAAACGAGCAACCAAUAGCGAGGGUUACUUCUUCGAACCAGCGAUUAUUGGAAAUGCGAAUAAGGAUAUGUUGAUUGCGGAUGAAGAGACUUUUGCGCCAGUGCUUGCGCUGUUUCCGUUUGAGGAUGAGGAGGAGGUGGUCAAGAGGGCUAAUGAUACUAGUAUGGGGUUGGCUAGUUAUUACUUUACGAAGAAUGUUGAUAGGACGUGGAGAUUGUUUGAGAAUCUUGAGGCGGGUAUGAUUGGGAUUAAUACUGGUAAUUCAUCUGCUGCGGAGAGUCCAUUUGGAGGUAUCAAGGAGAGUGGAUAUGGUAAGGAGUCUGGUAAGGAUGUGGCGGUCAAUGAGUAUUUGAUCACCAAGACUGGUACUUUUACUCUCGAUGGCCAGUACUGAGCGACGAUCGGAAGCAGCGCUCAAUUCGUAAUGGAAGAGCAACGUAAUUGAUUUGUUUAAAUGCUCGUGCCUUUUCACAGCUGUAGCGUCACCACAAUUUUAGCUCAAGAUCCUCCGCCUCCUCCCACGCACUAUUCGCACCACCCCGACAAAGCACUGU